This is a messenger RNA of Protopterus annectens (West African lungfish), 1939 nucleotides long. RefSeq names its product musculin-like. Gene Ontology annotation, molecular function: RNA polymerase II transcription regulatory region sequence-specific DNA binding; DNA-binding transcription factor activity, RNA polymerase II-specific; protein dimerization activity. Bases 143 to 688 code for a protein of 181 amino acids. The transcript has 2 exons. Lineage: Eukaryota; Metazoa; Chordata; Ceratodontiformes; Protopteridae. The record is from RefSeq and is a predicted model, not a curated record. Gene Ontology annotation, biological process: regulation of transcription by RNA polymerase II; skeletal muscle tissue development.
CACUCUCUGAUUAAUGUUCUCCAAGCUAUUAGUUCCAGUCUUGUUUGCACAGUGUGAGUACUGAAGCAAUACAGACAGCAAAAUAAAAAAAAAAGUAAAGGUAGUGUGUUGGUGGUUUGGAGCUUGCUGAUGCCAUGUCUACAUGUCUACAAUGAGUGACACAGAUGAUGUGCAAGACCUAGAGAUGCAAGUGCUCCAGAUCAAGUAUGACAACCCCUCUUCUAAUGACCGAAGCAGCAAACUUUACAUAGCUGUGGAGAACACAGAGGAAGACGAUGAGGAUCGGGAAAUGUCAACUCGUUAUUUUGAAAUGAAACAGAAACGUGGACGGCUGGCUGUUAAACAAACAAUGGAUUUCUCCUGUAGCCCACAAGAGGGUAGGCAGACACAGAGGAAUGCUGCCAACGCCCGGGAGAGGGCACGGAUGAGGGUGCUCAGUAAAGCUUUCUCCCGGCUCAAGACUAGCCUACCCUGGGUUCCGCCGGACACGAAACUUUCUAAACUGGAUACUUUGCGACUGGCAUCCAGCUACAUUGCACAUCUUCGUCAGUUGCUCCAGGAGGACAGAUAUGAAAGUGGAUAUCUGCAUCCUGUCACGCUGACUUGGCCAUUUGUUGUUUCUGGAAGAUCUGAAUCAGAUACCAAAGAUGUUUUAUCCCCGAACAGAUUGUGUGGGACUACAGCCUGAUGGGAUUGGUAUUAAAUAGUGUAGCAUUCACUGUACAUUUGUUUGGUGUGAUGAAGCAAAUUAAUGUACACGGGCAAGGAUAGAACUAAGCUUGAGGAAAGACUGUUAUGAACAAAACCAGCAAAAUAGCACUUAAUAAUAAUUCUAGACCUUUGAAGAAAAUGGCAACUUAAAUGCUAUUGGGCUUUAAGUUUUGUUUGCUUUGUCCCAAACAAGAUGACUGCAAGAAGUUUGAAACAGAUGCAACUACUUAUAAAUUAACUCACUACUGAUUUUAAAACUUUUUUUUUUCAAAUGUGCCAAAAAGUCUCCUUUGGGUGAUGAAGAAGUCAGAAACCGAAGAGAUGUGACAAAACAACACCCAGCCUUAAAAGCUCUGAAAAUUGUACCCGGUGCAGAUAUUGAAUACUUCAUAUAAAAUGUCAUAAUGAACUUUCACUGACUACCACAGUCAGCCAAAAUGAACACUUGUGCAGAAAACUCUUCUGUUUAACAUUGUGCUGUAGUUAAUAUAUGGUUGUUGGCUGAAUUAAGCUAGUUUUAUGCUGGGGAGGGGGCUGCAAUUGAAAAGAAUGGGGUGUUGUAGAACAGGUGUGGGGGUGUCACAACAGUAAAUUAAUAUUUUUUUUAAGUAUGAGAAUUGUCAGUAUGUCAUCUCUGGUUAAUGUUGGUACACAUAGAAUAAGAAGUGCAGAUUGCAGAAGAUAGUCAUAAAUGCAGAAUAAUGAACUUUUUUUGAAUGGCCCUGAUAUUAUGGCCAUAAUCUAUGAGAUACUUGGAUGUACCUAAAAGCUAUAUUUCAGGAUCAGGCCUGAGCUCUUAGGUCAUUAUUUCAGUUCAGUCAGAUACGCUGAAUAACAUUCAGUUCACUAACAACAACUUAAGAAACGUAAGAAUUGUGUUGAUGAAAUAAUCUGUUUUACAUUUCAAACCAGUAUUCUAUUACCACUCUUGUUGUAGUUAGUUAUGAGACUGUAUUGAAUGGCUAUAGGGGAUAAACUGGAAGAGAGGGAUUUAAUGAUAACAUCUCUCCUGUAUGGACAGAUGAAAUAGCUGGGAUUGAAAACUGCUUUAUUGCCAGAAAGAAGUGACUUGACAAACGCUGGGGUCCACAGUAGUAAUGUAACUGACUUGCACUUGUCAUAAUUGCAUUUUAGUAAAUUAGUUUGUAACAAGUGUUUUGAAGGUUUAACCUUUUAUAGUCAGCAAAUGUACAGACUUGAAUAAAACAUGCUCUGCUAAAUACAUCUA